Drosophila sulfurigaster albostrigata is the source of this 1900-nucleotide messenger RNA. RefSeq names its product homeobox protein abdominal-A-like. The coding region runs from base 1 to 306 and encodes 101 amino acids. NCBI's taxonomy places the organism in Eukaryota, Metazoa, Arthropoda, Insecta, Diptera, Drosophilidae. The transcript has a single exon. The record is from RefSeq and is a predicted model, not a curated record.
AUGAGCAGCAGCAGCAGCAGCAGCGUUGGCGGUGGCGGUGGCAAUGGGAAUGUCAACGCUGGUCAGCAGUUUUAUGGCUCAGCUGGCUUUGGGUUGCAUCAUCAGCAGCAGCAGCAGCAACAACAACAGCAGCAGCAGCAACAGCAUCACCAACAGCAGCAGCAGCAGCAGCUCAUGGGCUUGGGCAUGGGUAUGGGAAUGGGCGUGGGCAUGGGCGUGGGCGUGGGCGGAGUGGGAGGCGGUGGCGGUGGCAGCGUCGGAAGCGGCUGCAAACGCUAUCAGCGAAAGUUUUACAAUCGCAACUAAAUCGCCCCCGUCGAGAAUCUAGACAAGCAACCACGAUAUAGUUAUCGACUUAUCGAUAUAUAAAUAUAUAUAUAUAGUAUAUAUGAAGUACACAGAUUGUUUGUGUAGUUAUGCCUAAAAAUGUAAAACCAUAAAAUGUUCGUUUCGCUUUGACUGAGUUAAAGUUUCUUAGUUUAUAAUUGAAUAUGUUCUCAUUUCUCUCACAUACACAUCAAAUCUUAUCUAUAACUACUUACUACUAUGUAUGUAUAUCCUAUAUGCUACACGACUAUAUAAACAGCAUAUAAGUUCUCUCACACACACAAACAAAAACAAAAAACAAUGUUCAUUGAAUCCAUUUAACAAUGUAAGCGACAAUAUGCAACUUUUACUUUAUUUUUUCUCUCACUUUGAACACAUGUAAAUAUUUUGCGUGCAACAAACACAAAAUACAAAUUUAGUUAAUAUGCAAAUAACAAAUAUUGUUACAUUUUAAAGAUACCAAGUUUUUUUUUUAUCUUUUAAGUCACGCAUCACCGCUUUGUAUAUCGAAAUCGAUAUAUAAAUAAACACAUUUAUAUAAAGUAUACAUAAAUAUAAAUAUACAUUUUUUUUUUCAUAAUUUUUAUUUUUUACGCUCGAAGCGUGCGGUGCCAAAUCUAAUUCAAAGCAGUGCCAAAAAAAAAAAAAAAAAAGAAUGCGGCAUAAAAAUUCAAAUUUACUUGAGAAGAAAAUGUAACUUUUUUCAAAUGGUUUUACUUAUUAUUUAAUAUGUUUAUUUCGAAAAACGAAGAAAACAGAAAUAACUUUGUAAUAAUUGUUAAACAUCCCCACCGACCAAUAUACAUAAACAAUUAUAUAUAUAUAUUCUUUUUUUUUUGAUAAUUUUUAGUUUCUUUUAUUUAUGUGUCGUUUGCUUUUAAUUUAUCACCAUUUGGAAUCGAAAGCCGCCAGAUGUAAAAGUGUAAAGUGGGAAAAGAGAAGCAAAGCAGAUUCAUUGGCAUUUUGUUAAUGUGUAAAUAACUAUAUUUAAUCAUUUUCUAUAUGUGUACAAUAAACGAUUAAUUUUCGCGUUCAUUUUGAAGUCUGUUAGAGCCACAUUGUUGAUUAUUAUUUAAGUUUAAUUAGUGCGCGAGGCUAAAAGAUCAUCAUCAACAACAACAUCAACUCUAUUUUUUUUUGACUAAAUGUAAAAAAAACAAGAAAAAAAUUAAAAAAAAAGAUAGAAAUAUAGAAAACAAAUAAGUGAAAUAUAUAAGAAAAAAGAAGAUACGUGUAUAAAACAAAAAAUGAAACUAGUUACAAUAUAAAUGUAUUUAUUAAUAUGAUAUAAACCCAAUUUUUUUUUUAUUAUCAUUAUUAUUAUUCAAUAUGCAUAUUUAAUGUCAGCACUCAUGCGAUUCCAUUUAAUCUAUAAAUAUUACAAGAACUAAGCGUUAAAUUAACUACAAAAAAUACAAAAAUUUUCACAAAACAAAAAAAGAUUAAUAAACUAGCAAAAAUAUUAAUGUGUAAAACCAAUAAACAAAAAAAAAAACAUAACAAAUUUAAUCGUGUAAGCAGUGAAAAGAAAAAACCAAAGUGUGGAUAAGCAAAAAAUAUAUAAAAAACAAAA